CAGGCAUAUAUGUUUUUUCUUAUUUGGGAUUUCCCCUUUAAUCCAGCUUGCCCUAGCGCAGAUUCGGCAAUCUCCUUCCGCGAGCCUUUGCCUUUCAAUCCUUCCCAAUGGCUCAGACAGCGAGUCGAUCCAAAUUGCGGUGGGGAGAGCUAGAUGAUGACGACGGGGAUCUGGAUUUUCUUCUACCACCCAAGAAAAUUAUCGGGCCAGACGAGAACGGCCUCAAGAAGAUUAUCGAAUAUCAGUUUAACGAAGAUGGUAAUAAGGUCAAGAUCACGACCACCACGCGUACUCGCAAGCUCGCCCAUGCUCGCCUCAGUAAACAUGCCGUAGAGCGCCGAUCUUGGGCAAAGUUCGGUGACGCUGUGCACGAAGACGUCGGCAGUCGCCUCACUAUGGUCUCCACUGAGGAGAUCCUCCUGGAACGCCCUCGUGCUCCUGGUAGCAAACCAGAAGAGCCAAAGGUUGCAGGAGACCCUUUAGCUCAACUUGGAAAAGGUGGUGCUGUUCUUAUGGUCUGUCGGACUUGUGGCAAAAAGGGUGACCACUGGACCUCAAGGUGCCCUUACAAAGAUUUGGCAUCACAAGCCGAGGGAUUGGAUAAGACUGCCGCACCAGAGGCUGCAGCAGCUGCUCCUGGCGCAACAAAGGGAACAUAUGUUCCUCCAGGUAUGAGAGCAGGUGCAGACAGGACUGGAACUGAUAUGAGACGUAGGAACGAUGAAAACUCUGUUCGUGUCACCAACCUUUCAGAGGACACAAGAGAGCCUGACCUGCUCGAGCUUUUCCGACCUUUUGGUGCUGUUAGCCGAGUUUACGUUGCAGUUGAUCAAAAGACUGGUAUGAGCAGAGGAUUUGGUUUCGUGAACUUUGUGAACCGUGAGGAUGCCCAAAGAGCAAUCAACAAACUGAAUGGAUAUGGCUAUGAUAAUCUCAUCCUUAGAGUUGAGUGGGCCACUCCAAGGGCUACUUAGAAUGCCUUAUUUUUGAUGUUUUACUCAGCAUUUUGUUACUUAAUGUCUUCUUAAGAUUCCUUUGCGUUUCAAAAAAUGUUAAAUUAAGAACUUGUUGUACUUGAUAGUCAAAUUUUACCUACUGUUGAAGUAAUUCCAUGUCUGUGAGUUUAUUUAUUUAA
Molecule: messenger RNA, 1135 nt
Organism: Momordica charantia (bitter melon)
Lineage: Eukaryota; Viridiplantae; Streptophyta; Magnoliopsida; Cucurbitales; Cucurbitaceae
Cellular component (GO): eukaryotic translation initiation factor 3 complex; cytoplasm
Molecular function (GO): translation initiation factor activity; RNA binding
Source: RefSeq, a predicted model, not a curated record